Messenger RNA from Daphnia magna, 1007 nucleotides. RefSeq names its product chromosome-associated kinesin KIF4A. Gene Ontology annotation, molecular function: microtubule motor activity; ATP binding; microtubule binding. Gene Ontology annotation, biological process: mitotic spindle organization; microtubule-based movement. The transcript has 5 exons. NCBI's taxonomy places the organism in Eukaryota, Metazoa, Arthropoda, Branchiopoda, Diplostraca, Daphniidae. The record is from RefSeq and is a predicted model, not a curated record.
AUGAGUGACAAAGCUAUUAUACCAGUGGUGAGAAUACAGCCUUUAGUCCCCAAAGAGAUAACAGAGGGAUCCCAACAUUUUAUUACCAAAUGGCUGAAUCAACCACAGGUGACAGUCAAAGGUUCUACGGAAGCAUUCACCUAUGAUUCUGUGUUCGGUCCAGAGGAAAGCCAGAUACAAGUUUAUGAAACUGCUGUUAUGAAGUACAACCUUUUGUCAAAGUCUUGGAAUGAAGAAGUAGAUAUCAGAGAAGAUCCUAAAAGUGGAAUCAAAAUUAAUGUUCUAACUAAAACUCCAGUUUCCAAAUGGGAAGAAACAUUAAAGUGCCUACUGAAUGGUUCGUUGAACCGGCUCACGGGAGUAACUGAUAUGAAUCACCAAAGCAGUCGAUCGCACGCUAUUUUUACUCUUACCAUAAAUCAAAUCAACAAUCAAAGACAGUGCGUCAAUCGUAAAACCUCAAAAUUUCAUCUGGUUUAUGUCGCGGGAUAUGAGAGAGCCAGUAAAACGGAUGCAGUUGGGGAGAGAUAUGCAGAAGGAGUCAACAUCAACAAAGAAUUGCUGUCUUUAGGAAAUGUCAUUAGUGCGCUAUACGAAAGCAAUCCUAGGCAUAUUUCUUGUAGAGAUUCUAAACUAGCGUGGCUUUCUCAAGAUUCUCAUGGCGGUAAUUCUCAUACUUUGAUGAUUGCCUGCGUUGGUCCAGCCGACUCGAACUACGAGGAAUCACUAAGCACGCUGCGAUAAGCUAACCACGCCAGAAAAAUAAAAAACAAAAAAAUUUUUAAUCGAGACCCGACAAUGGUAGAAGUUAUGGCACUGCGAGCUGAAAUCCAGCAGCUUUUGGUAGCAUAUAGUAACGAAAGUACAAGCUUUGCUGAAGUUGAACAACUUUGUCAGCAACUUAAAUUUGCAGAAGAAGAGAAAAUAGAGGAGAGUGGGGGCAAUUGAGACACAGGGCAAUUGAAACAAAAAUUGUUUCUCUCGCCGUAUAAGAGGAAUUUUCUUGA